This is a messenger RNA of Pieris napi, 2209 nucleotides long. RefSeq names its product myeloid differentiation primary response protein MyD88-like. NCBI's taxonomy places the organism in Eukaryota, Metazoa, Arthropoda, Insecta, Lepidoptera, Pieridae. Gene Ontology annotation, cellular component: plasma membrane. The record is from RefSeq and is a predicted model, not a curated record. Gene Ontology annotation, molecular function: Toll-like receptor binding; TIR domain binding. Gene Ontology annotation, biological process: Toll signaling pathway; positive regulation of canonical NF-kappaB signal transduction; defense response to Gram-positive bacterium. The coding region runs from base 148 to 1323 and encodes 391 amino acids. The transcript is spliced from 6 exons.
CUAGCUAGUAGCUACGGGCUAGUGGCUACCUAAAUAUUUUGUUGUUUAUGUAAUUAUUUAAUAUUUUAUUGUUUUAUCGAAUACUGUCAAAAUAUUUAGUUGGUACGAAAUGAAAGUGAAUUAAAAUAUUUGGAAGAAACAGAGACAAUGAGCAUGACUGUAGAUACUGAUUUAGGGCGCUCGCCACUGUCCCGACUUACUAAUGAAUCUCGAAAUUUACUAUCCUCUCUGCUGAACACAAAAAAGAUACUUCCGUGUAUUUGUCCUGAUCAAAUUAAGCGUCACAGAGAUUGGAGGGGAGUAGCAUCACUUGCCAAUAUUUCGUCUGAAAUAGCAGCAAACAUAAAAGAAUACAAUGAUAAGACUGGCAGAGUCUUAGAUUUAUGGAUACAGCGUAGUGAUGGCACAAGUACUGUAGCAAAGUUGCUAGAAAUACUGCAAUGGAUAGACCGAUAUGAUGUUCACGAUGACUUAUUGGAACUAGCAAGGAAUAAUCAACUCUUAGCCCAACCUGUAAAUGGUGUGCAGAUUCAUGGUGGUGUACCACAUGUCACAGGGGACAAUGAAGAAGAUCUCAUUACUUUUGAGGAUAAACAAUUUGGAACACCUCAACAUUAUCAUGCCUUUGUGCUGUAUGCAGAGGAAGACAGUAAUUUUGUUAAAAAUGAACUUCUCAGGCGAAUGAGAAAUGAAGGUUUUAGAAUGUGUAUUGAAGAAGACCUUCUCCCAGGACACAAUACCCGAUUUGCUGCUGUGGCUCGUCUGUUGACAGAGAGGUGUCGGAAAAUAAUUCUCAUUUUCUCUCCAGAUUUUCAUGGCAGCACUGCUAUUAGGUUUUACACAAACUUGGCUCAGGCUGAUGGUAUUGUGAAACGAGAGCUCAAGUUACUGCCUAUAGAGCUAGUUCCGACAGUGUUGCCGGCGAACCUGAGGCACUACUUCUGUCUCAAAUACUCCACAGAAUUGUCCAAUAUCUGUAAUUUUUGGGUGAAGCUCCAAAUGUCUUUAGAAUCCAAAGAGCUGCCUAGACUGCACUCGACGUCAUCCGCCCACUCGGCCAUCAACAUCACGGAGAUCACGGAGCGAGCUAUCGACGCUCCUCCGUCUAAGGACUACUUAGCUCUGCCGAGCGUUCCCAGGACGUCUUCCUCCCUCACCGGCCUAGACUCGAUCAACAUCGAUUACAGGAGUCGCAUACAGAUGCACGACACGAAGUCCCUCUCGCCCUCGAGCGAGAAAAAGAAGAAAAACGGUUAUUUUACGAAUAUUUUCAAUAAGCUUAAAGGUAAGAAGCACAAAAAGGCAAUUAUGCUACCGAACUGAAGGAACUUGGCUUGUGAACAUUUCGAUUAUUCCAUUUAUAUUAUUUAGAACAGUUAAGAUUUAUUACAGUGAAUAUGUUGUGUUAAGAUGCGUUUGAUCUCUUGAUAAAUGCAUUUUUUUUAAAGUUCUAUCUGCGGGUGAUAUCUUUACAAAAUGGUUUCUAGUUGGGCCUGCCUCGUUACUCUGUAAACAUAAAUGACAUGUAUUUCGGGUUUUUCAAAAAUUUGAAUUACCUAAUAAACGAAAAACGCGGGAGAUUUCAUUAUUUGUUUAAAAACUCAUGUAUUUAUAAGUAAAUUUUAAAUGUUACCAUUAUUGUUGCAAUAUUUAUCGCUUAAAAAGCAAAUUUUGCCUAAUUAAGAGGAAUCUAGGAAGAGUAUUAAAAAUUGUUUGUUAUUUAUUAUUGGAAGGAAUUUCGUUUAAUGACAAUAAGCGUGAAGAGAUUAUAAUGAAUCUUAUGUUAGAGUACAUUAUGGUUACGCCAGGAUUGAGCUCGUGUGUAGUUAAUCCUUAAAAUUCUAAUUUAGCCCUGCUGCGCAUAUUUAGUGAAAAUUUAUUAUUCAAAUUAUCGCUGUAAAAAUUUCAACCAUAAUUCGACUUUUGAUUAAAAAUUACAAAAUGAAGCUAGCAAUUAUAAAAGAUAUAAGUGCAUUUUAAUAAAAAAAAAUGUCUUGAAAGACAAUUUAUUUUGGAAAGAAAAUACAGACAUUAAAAUCAAUAAUUCAGCAUUUAAAUUUCUGGUUUACGGAGUCUAUUUACCAUCACGUUAAAAAAUAUAGUUACAAGCUGCUAAAUGCGAAACCAGGGUGCUUCCAAGAGUUAUAUUUUGUAUGUAUUUUUCUGUAUAGCUAGAUGUAAAGAGGAAAAUAAAACAUUUUUAAUAUUA